UACAGAGAGAGAGAGACACCACCACCAUCGAGUCAUCACCGAGUUCAGACAAUGUUCUCUACCUCCGGUAUCCCGUCGGCGGCGUCGACACUUUUCUCAGCCUACGCCUCUUUCGCCGGCACCAUGAUGCUGGUCCGAUCCAUGGCCAACGAUCUCGUUCCCAGCCCGGUCCGAUCGUACCUCAACUCGGCUCUCCGAUACCUCUUCACACCGCUCUCGACUCAGCUCACCAUUGUCGUCGACGAGCACUGCGGAAUCACCCGCAACCAAGUCUACGACGCCGCGGAGGUCUACCUCCGCACCAAAAUCAACCCCAACACCGAGCGAUUGAAAGUCGGCAAGACUUCGAGGCAAAAAAACCUCAACAUCAGCAUCGAGAAAGGCGAAGAAAUCAUCGACAAGUUCGAGAACAUCCAAUUCAGCUGGAGAUUCGUCUCGAUCGAGCCCCAAAACGGCCACGCCGUCGGAGAGAAGAGGUUAUUCGAGCUAAGCUUCAACAAAAAGUUCAAGGACAGAGCUCUGAACGAGUAUUUGCCUUUUGUUUUGGCUAAAUACAAGGAAAUCAAGGAUAAUGACAAGGUCGUGAAGCUUUACACUAGAGAUUGUCCGUACAGCGACGACGACGAUGGCGAUGGAGGAGGAGGAGGGGUUUGGGGAUCGAUCAAUCUAGAACAUCCGGCUACGUUCGAGACGCUGGCGAUGGAUCCAGAGAUGAAAAAAGCGAUAAUUGAUGACUUGGAGAGGUUUGUGAGGAGGAAGGAGUUCUACAAGAAGGUAGGGAAGGCUUGGAAGAGAGGUUACUUGUUAUAUGGUCCGCCUGGUACUGGUAAAUCGAGCUUGAUCGCUGCCAUGGCGAAUUAUCUUAGAUUUGAUAUCUAUGAUUUGGAGCUUACGAGUUUGUACUCGAAUUCAGAGCUGAGGAGGAUAUUGGUUUCAACGACGAAUCGAUCGAUAAUUGUGAUUGAAGAUAUAGAUUGCAGUGUGGAGAUGCAAGAUCGGCUGAUGGCGGUUGAGCCUGGACUUCCCAACACCAAGUUGACACUCUCAGGCUUGUUAAAUUUCAUAGAUGGCCUAUGGUCAAGCUGUGGAGAUGAGCGGAUCAUCAUUUUCACCACCAACCACAAAGACCGAAUCGACCCUGCCCUUCUCCGCCCUGGUCGCAUGGACAUGCACAUUCACAUGUCCUACUGUACAAAUCAAGGAUUCAAGCGCCUGGCUUCCAAUUACCUCGGUGUCCAUGAUCACCACCGGCUCCUCCCUGAGAUAGAAGGCCUAAUAGAAAAUGCAAAGGUCACCCCUGCCGAAGUUGCAGAGGAACUCAUGAAGAGCGAAAAUGCUGAUAUUGCUCUUGGAGGAGUUGUGAAUUUUCUCAAGCGCAAGAAGAUGGAAGCGGAUGAAAUCAAGGAAGAGAAAACCAGGGGAGUUGAAGUGCAGGAAGAGAAAAGAUUGAAAGUAGAAGAGAUAAGAAGGAAGUCUGUGAGAAACAUUGGAAGGAGGGUAGUUAGAGGAGGAAAAUGUAGGCGUUGGUGAAGUGAAAUUUCUCACUAACUUGUAUUUGUAUCAAUAUAAAAGCUAUUUAUCAUACUACUAUGACCUUCCCAUUGAAGAAACCCUCUUUAUUUGAGAAUGUAUGUUUGGUCCUUGUUUGUGCAAGAUCGACAGAUACGGACCAAUGUUUGUAUAAGAAAAUAUUUUGUAGCAAA
Messenger RNA from Camellia sinensis, 1703 nucleotides. Its product is annotated as AAA-ATPase At2g18193. The record is from RefSeq and is a predicted model, not a curated record. Gene Ontology annotation, molecular function: ATP hydrolysis activity; ATP binding. NCBI's taxonomy places the organism in Eukaryota, Viridiplantae, Streptophyta, Magnoliopsida, Ericales, Theaceae.